Molecule: messenger RNA, 954 nt
Organism: Manihot esculenta (cassava)
Lineage: Eukaryota; Viridiplantae; Streptophyta; Magnoliopsida; Malpighiales; Euphorbiaceae
Exons: 4
Coding region: 1-954 (317 amino acids)
Source: RefSeq, a predicted model, not a curated record
AUGUGUAGCCGCAGGAUAACUCUGAUAGUAAAAGAAAGAUUGGUCGGGGAAGGCCACUGUUGGAAGACUGUGCCCAAUGAAACUAAGGAGUUUUAUUGGCAGGAAUUCAAGAAAUACUUCAUAUGGGACCAAGCAAUUGACAGCUUGGUAAAAAUUGCAUGGCAGAAAAAGGCAGCUGAGCGAUACAGGGGCUUAAUGUGGGAAAUCAGGAAAGGGAAGACGAAAAAUCUUGCUACUCCUGAUUCUGUUUUGAGGAAGUGGCAGGAAAUUUGGAACACUUCUGAAUACAAAGAGAAGUGUGAGAAGUUUUCUGCCAAUAGGCGCAGUGAGGCUGAGGGUCAGGAUCUGGCAUUUCCAGGCACGCAUGCGAGGGAACGACUAGGCAGAGAACCACAUCCUCAUGAGCUUUUUGAGGCCACACAUAAGAGGAAGGGGACGGAGGAGUUCGUUGAUGCAAGGUCAAAAGCUAUUUAUAAUAAAUACGUACAAUUGAAGGAGGCUGCAACACAUCAACAGGAGGGAAGCAAUGAGCGGACGCCCAUAAAUGAGCCCCAACUGUACUACGAAGCGGUUGGCGGACAGAAAAAGAGUCGAGUUUAUGGGUUAGGGUCCCAGGCUUCAGCAUAUUUUCAUGAGCCAUCUCAUUAUUCUGCAUCAUACACGUCUGCACCCCCAGUGGAUCCUCCUACAAUUGAAACAAUGAACAUGAUGCAGAAUAUAAUUGAUCGGCUAGAGACAGAGAAUAGUCGAAUUACCACAAGGCUGGACGAGUUGCAGACGAUUAUGCAUAGGAUGAUGGCACAACAGGGUAUUGGGACAUCCACUCAGACAUCUGCUCCUACGGCACCUCCAGCUCCGUCUCCACAGCAGCGGCGUGAUGAUGCCCCUGUCAUUGGUGAUCAUCAUACAGAUAGUGAUGAUGAUACAGAUGAUGAGCUAGCUAGUUUAGUUUAG